This is a messenger RNA of Pogona vitticeps (central bearded dragon), 1161 nucleotides long. NCBI's taxonomy places the organism in Eukaryota, Metazoa, Chordata, Lepidosauria, Squamata, Agamidae. The record is from RefSeq and is a predicted model, not a curated record.
AUGUCCAACAAGAAGCCCUGGUGCUCCCUUACCAACAACUAUGACAUUGACUUACAAUGGACGUAUUGUGAACCUUCAGAUCCAGACCCUAAGGUAUCUGCAGAGGAAGAUCCAAAUAUCCAGAAUCUGUCCUGUGUCUUCCCAUUCAUCUACAAGGGCACCUCCCACAGUGCAUGCACGAGUGAGGGCAGGAUUGAUGGAAAACUGUGGUGUGCCACCAGCCACAACUAUGAUGUGGAUAAGAAAUGGGUGUAUUGUAAUGUGACAGGAGAACUGGAUGUAGAUCCCAGGGAACGUUGUGUCUUUCCAUUUGUCUACAACCUCGAGUUCUACUUCUCAUGCACUACAGAUGGAAUGUCUGGUGUGAAACCCUGGUGCUCUCUCACCACAAACUAUAAUGCAGACCUUCAGUGGACAUACUGUGAAUCUAUAGGACCUGAUGAGGCUGUGGAAAGUCCACCUUGUAUCUUCCCAUUUAUCUUUGAGGGGAGAAUUUACAGAAACUGCACCACUGAUGGGCAGAACAACAGGACGUUAUGGUGCGCCACCACCAGCAACUAUGAUGCUCAUAAGAAAUGGAAGUUCUGUCAAGAUUACGCAGAAACUCCAGAUCCAGAUCCAAAGGAAGAUCAUCCAUUUUGUGUUUUCCCAUUCAUCUACAAGGGCAACACCUACAAUGCAUGCACUACGGAGGGCAUGAGUGAUGGGAAGCUGUGGUGUGCCAACACUAGCAACUAUGAUGUGGAUAAGCAAUGGGUAUACUGUAAUGCCACAGAUGCCGAUCCCAAGAGCCUUUGUGUUUUCCCUUUCAUCUACAACCAAAAGCUCUAUCUCUCGUGCACAACGGAUGGGAUGUUUGGCAGGACGCCCUGGUGCUCUCUCACCCAGAACUAUAAUAAAGACUUGCGGUGGACGUACUGUGAGCCCACAGGGCCUGGUGAGAUCCGGGAGCGUCCGCCUUGUAUCUUCCCAUUCACUUACAAGGGAAAGGAGUACAGUAAUUGCACUGGAGAUGGGAGAAGAGACAGGAGACCGUGGUGUGCCACCACGGACAGCUACGAUAUGGAUAGCAAAGGGAAGUUUUGUCAGGUUUCAGGAAGUGGGGCUAUUGUUCAGGUCCCACCCCCUGGUAUCAUGCCUCUACUGCUUGUGCUUCCAUGA